Molecule: messenger RNA, 648 nt
Organism: Linum trigynum
Lineage: Eukaryota; Viridiplantae; Streptophyta; Magnoliopsida; Malpighiales; Linaceae
Source: the annotation of a GenBank genome assembly
AUGCGUUACUACAUGUUUUUGGUACUGGGGACCUGCCAGGUCUAUAGCUACCCUCAGAUUUUCGCGCAUGCAUCUGAUUUGGGUUUUGGGAAUUUUUGGUCGUUGAUUUUGAUGGAGAGUCUCAUCUACUGGAUGCCCACGGACAUGACGGUGCUGCUUGCCCUUGGAUUCUGCUCCGCCGCUGCUGCUCUUAAUAACUACUUUCGUCGGUGCAAAAGCGUCUUCCCGGAGGCAUUAGCUUCCGUCCUAGUCCUUGCUUUGGCGCUGGCAAUACUACCCCUCUGGCCGGCUUGGCCCCUGUGCAGCAUUAAGGUCGAUGAAGAGAACUUGGCAGCGCGAUUGAGAUUGGAAGAACAACUCUGCGCCUGUCUAGGCUCGACUCUCACGACCACGUUGGGCAUGGCGUGGCUGUCAAAUUACAUGCCCAUCUGUGACGACGACGACGACGACAGCGCGACGACAAGGAGGGAGGAGAAUAAGCAACAAGUUGAGCCACCAACGGCACCGGCUUCUCUGCAUCUUCCUGCUACUCUUCAAUCCAAAAGAAAUCAGCAGCAGCAGCAACUCACAACGAGACGAAGCACAACUAGUGUCAAUGCUUGCGCAUGUAAAUGCGUGAACUGUGUUCAAUAUUGUGUAGGUAGGUAG